CUUACAGUGCAUUGUUCAUGGUAAUGUAGGCGACGUACCGAGGCUUACCGGAAAACAUCGACCUUUGCCUACUGUUUCGAACACACGUGAAAAUGGCGGACGUUUUGCUUGUGAAAGAAGAUGGUGAUGAAUUCGAGGUCGACGAGGAGGGAGAUCAGGGUUUGCUGAAGCUGAAGGAAAAAGCAAAGAAGAGGAAAGGACGAGGGUUCGGUUCAGAUGGCCCAACACGGAGCGGUGUCGAGUCAUUUGAGGCGAUGGAGGUGGAUGAGACAGAUGGACCAGGACCACAGAGAUCGGUGGAGGGCUGGAUUCUGUUUGUGACCGGGGUUCAUGAAGAGGCCCAGGAAGAUGACAUCUACGACAAGUUCGCUGAGUAUGGAGAAAUCAAGAAUCUUCACCUCAACCUAGAUCGAAGAACAGGGUUUCUGAAAGGCUAUGCAUUGGUGGAGUAUGAAACAUUCAAGGAAGCAGAGAAAGCAAUGGAAGCACUCAAUGGUACAGAGAUCCUGGGUCAGUCCAUCAGCGUGGACUGGUGUUUUGUCAGGGGGCCCAGAAAGAACAAAGGCAGAAAAGAUGAUCGGAGACGACGCUGAUAUGUGCUGCAUUCAUCAGAAUCAUCAUUAUUAGCAUACCCUGUACAGAAAGCUGUGUAUAUUGUUUGUAACACCCAAAGUUGAAUGAACUGUCAACAAACACAUAUUUUGUCUUCUAAUACUAAUAUUGCUAUGUUACAAACAGGACUGUAUUUUGACUACACUUAUGGGGAUUGCUAGGGUAAUGUCAUAAAAAGCGUUUGUCUACUAGCAAAUUUUUAUAACUCUUCUGUGAGAUGCCAUCAUGUUCAUAAUCAUUUUUCUCAUAUGUGUUCAUUCACAGACUGUAUCACACAGAUGAUGCAUCAGUCCUUGUAUUUAUUGUCAGAUACUAUGUUUGUUUGCUGAAGGUCAAGGAAAGUCUUCCUCAUAUACAAACAUUCAUCAGGAUGAGCUACAGAUACCUAGGGCUGUACACAUUUUAUGUAAUCAUUUCAUUUAGUUUAUGUCUAGUACUGUCAUGGUGUUAUGUUCAUUUUACCAUUAUAAUAAAUAGUGAUAACCAUGAA
Messenger RNA from Haliotis rubra (blacklip abalone), 1102 nucleotides. RefSeq names its product RNA-binding protein 8A-like. The coding region runs from base 93 to 593 and encodes 166 amino acids. Gene Ontology annotation, cellular component: cytoplasm; exon-exon junction complex; nucleus. The record is from RefSeq and is a predicted model, not a curated record. Gene Ontology annotation, biological process: RNA splicing. Lineage: Eukaryota; Metazoa; Mollusca; Gastropoda; Lepetellida; Haliotidae. The transcript has 6 exons. Gene Ontology annotation, molecular function: mRNA binding.